Molecule: messenger RNA, 1515 nt
Organism: Cuculus canorus (common cuckoo)
Lineage: Eukaryota; Metazoa; Chordata; Aves; Cuculiformes; Cuculidae
Biological process (GO): uridine catabolic process
Cellular component (GO): cytosol
Molecular function (GO): uridine phosphorylase activity
Source: RefSeq, a predicted model, not a curated record
AUGCUACUCUCAGGACAAAGGGAACUGACGGGGCCCCGGGAAGACACUGAGAAGCUCUCAGUGCCUGGCUUGAAGCAGCGCUGCCAAGGAGAGAAUUUUAUCCAUCUCUGCGACCCUCACCUGGAGAAAACAGAAGAAGGCAUCCCAUACCAUCUUGCUCUUGGGACCGGUACCCAUGAUUUUCCGGCGUUGUUUGGAGAUGUAAAGUUUGUAUGUGUUGGAGGAAAUCCUUCACGGGUGAAAAGUUUUAUUGCCUACGUAGCUGAAGAACUGGGGCUUGGGAGCCCUGGUAGUGACUAUCCUAAAUCUGACCCUUACGCAGUGUACAAAGUGGGACCUGUUUUGUCAGUCAGUCAUGGUAUGGGCAUUCCUUCUAUUUCAAUCAUGUCGCAUGAGCUGAUCAAACUGUUGUAUUAUGCCAAGUGUUCCAACGUAACCACUAUUUGCAUUGGCACUUCUGGUGGGAUAGGAUUGGAGCCAGGCUCAGUGGUUGUAACCCGGCAGUCUGGAGGUACCCCCUUCAAACCUCAAUUUGAAGAGGUUGUUCUGGGAAAGACCGUAAUUCGCAGUACAAACCUCGAUGAACAGCUAGCUAAGGAACUGAUGCAGUGCGGGAAAGAAAUCGGUCGAUUCAAUACAGUAAUUGGAAACACGAGGUGCACUUUGGAUUGCAGUGGAGCUGUCAGAAAACAACCUCAUAUCUAUUUUGUGAACCUGUCCCAGGAUUAUGCUUCUUGGAAAGCCGGGGUGGCAGCGGUGAAAGAUGAGAAAGAGUGGGAGUGGGAAGAAGCUACCGGGAGGGAGAAAGAAUGUCUCUGGGAGGUGAAUGAGGAAAAAUACGACUUCCUCACUGUGGAGGAGAAAACUCGGCUUAGUAACAACAUACGACAAGUUCAACGUGAGAGGAGAAAGAGGUCUCCUGUGAAGCUGGAGGCAGGGGAGGAAUGUCACCUCUCCAUCAGAUUUAAUCCUGCUUGUGAAGAAGGUUUGACUAGCAGGGAGGUAGAGAAGGUUCUGAAGAUACAGUUUCUGGAGCACCCUCAUGAGGAGCAGGUCUCUGUUCGGAGAGAAGUCUACUUUCCGAGUCUCCGUAUCCAGACCACAGCCCUGGACUUUGGCUGCAUCGUGAAUGACACUGAAGCAGUGCGUUAUACUGAGAUGAGCAACUGCAGCCCACUUCCUGUGCGGUACCGCUGGUUGUUCCUGACAGACGGCCCGGCGAGCCAGAUGAGGUUCAGCCCUCCUGCAAGUCAGUGUUUCAUCACACCGCAACCACCACAGGAGAACAUAGCCCAGUCGGAAGGCUCAGCAUCUGCAGAGAGCAGCUCCAGGGAGGAGGCUGCAGAGGAGCCAGCCAAAGGCCUGGGAGCAGCAGGAGAUACUCUCCAAAAGCCAGCAGAUGCCAACGAUUCCCUGGAAGCAAAGGUAGAUUUUCUUCUGCAGCCACAAGUGUGCUUGGUAGCAGGGCCAGCGACUGGACACAGGGCUUCUGCAGGGGAGAAACACAAAGCCUAG